UGCCCUUAGCCUACCCUAACAAGAAUCGAUAACAUCGAUCUCGACGGUUUUCAAACCUUUUCUUCUCCAAAUUCACUCACUCCCUCUACAAUCUCCACACCUGAAUUCCAAUCAAUCUAUUCUUCAAACCCCUAUCUGUCUUCACAAAAAUACACACACACACAUAAAAAUGAGUGUAGAGCUUGCAUCGGACACCCAUGGGAAUCUGGACGAGCAAAUAUCACAGCUCAUGCAGUGCAAACCCUUAAUCGAACCCGAGGUUAGGACAUUAUGUGACAAGGCAAAGGAGAUAUUAAUAGAUGAAAGCAAUGUUCAGCCAGUAAAAAGCCCGGUGACUAUUUGUGGUGACAUUCAUGGGCAAUUCCAUGAUCUUGCUGAACUUUUCCGUAUUGGAGGAAAGUGCCCGGAUACAAACUACUUGUUUAUGGGGGAUUACGUGGAUCGAGGGUAUUAUUCUGUUGAAACUGUCACACUCUUGGUGGCUCUGAAAGUACGAUAUCCUCAACGAAUUACUAUUUUAAGAGGGAAUCAUGAGAGCCGGCAGAUUACUCAAGUAUAUGGGUUUUACGAUGAAUGCCUUCGGAAGUAUGGCAAUGCAAAUGUUUGGAAGACAUUUACAGAUCUAUUUGAUUAUUUCCCUUUGACCGCAUUGGUUGAAUCAGAAAUAUUUUGCCUCCAUGGUGGGCUGUCACCUUCUAUUGAAACCCUAGAUAACAUUAGAAAUUUUGAUCGCGUUCAAGAGGUCCCACACGAGGGGCCCAUGUGUGAUCUUUUAUGGUCUGACCCAGAUGACCGUUGUGGUUGGGGUAUCUCCCCCCGUGGUGCUGGUUACACGUUUGGUCAAGAUAUAUCAGAGCAAUUUAACCAUACCAACAGCCUAAAGCUUAUUGCUCGAGCUCAUCAACUGGUCAUGGAAGGAUUUAACUGGGGACAUGAAAAAAAGGUGGUCACCAUCUUUAGCGCACCUAAUUACUGUUACAGGUGUGGGAAUAUGGCUUCUAUCUUGGAGGUCGAUGAUUGCAAGGGACACACAUUUAUCCAGUUUGAACCUGCUCCCAGGAGAGGUGAACCUGAUGUAACUAGAAGAACGCCUGAUUAUUUUCUGUAAAACUGAUGCUCGUCGGAUGAUCGUGUGAGGACCUGAUGUAACUAGAAGAACAACUGCUCAUCGGAUGAUCGUGUACCGGACAUCGUUAUGAUGGUUUCCUGGGUCAAGUUACGCUCUAACCUAGGAUUUUGCUGUUGACUGUCCGACAAUGUAAUUUUUCAUUAUUUUGUUUGUAGGUUUUUGUGUGUAAUCUUAUGUAUAUGGACCUUGUUUCAUAUUCUUUUCUUUCGCCCACUUUUCUAUUAGUCCGACUAUAUACAUGUUUUGGUGCGCACUACUUGAUCUAUUAGUACACAGUCUUCUUCAUCAAUUUGUCGAAAUUUUAUGCUAA
Helianthus annuus (common sunflower) is the source of this 1439-nucleotide messenger RNA. Its product is annotated as serine/threonine-protein phosphatase PP2A-2 catalytic subunit. Gene Ontology annotation, cellular component: cytosol. Gene Ontology annotation, molecular function: protein serine/threonine phosphatase activity. Bases 170 to 1108 code for a protein of 312 amino acids. Lineage: Eukaryota; Viridiplantae; Streptophyta; Magnoliopsida; Asterales; Asteraceae. The transcript is spliced from 11 exons. Gene Ontology annotation, biological process: peptidyl-serine dephosphorylation; mitotic cell cycle. The record is from RefSeq and is a predicted model, not a curated record.